UGUUGUGGCGGUGCCUUCCGGUACUUACUGUCAAAAUGGCUCGUCUGCUAAUGUUCAAAAUUGUCGUUUCGGCCGUUUUAUUCUUUGUAUGCACGAAUUUUGUAUGUUGUAAUAACGGUCGAAGGGUUGGUGAUGCUUUAGACACCGAGUUAAGUGGUUUUUCUGUGCCUCUUGAACACUCAUUUGAAGUCGACGAUGUAGCAAAAUUUCAAGUUCGUGGAGCACUGGUGUUAAAAGCUGGGAGAGAGCCAGGUGUCUCACUAACUCAGAACCAGCUAACAGAUGAAGACAGAACCAAACUUAAGGAAGUGGCUGCAGUCGACGGUCUCUACAGAAUCAGAGUGCCGCGGAUUUUUCUCCAAGCAGACAGACAGACAGAGUGGCAGAUGGACGGAUACCUCACGACAUUUGUCAGAGCCUGCGCCAUGGUUGAGUCCCACCUGAGUGACAUAAUCACGCUUCACACUGACGUCUCUGGAUACCUCAUCGGGGUCUCCAUAGUAACAUUACCUGGAGCCUGCAGGGGCGUUGAAGUUGAGGAUGAAGUUGACCUUGAGGUUUUCAACACCACUCUCAGCAUCAUGGCUCCUGUCAGUGCACCUGGACCUGAGACGGCUUUUUUCCUUGAGCGAAUGGAACAAGAAUCUGAGAAGAAAGGGAAGAAUCCACAAGAGCAGAAAUCAUUCUUCGCUAAAUAUUGGUAUUUGAUUCUGGGAGGUGCAAUCUUCCUCAUGGUCACCAAUUCAGCACAGCCCCCAGCAGGGGGAGGCAGAGAGCAGAGCUGAUGCCCACUGAAUGGAUGUACAUUGUGCCUCUUGUUCUCUUCUUGAUGAUGUCUGGUGCUCAGGACCAAUCAGGAGGAGGAGCUGGUGGCGGAGCAGCCAAUGGAGGUGGCCGAUGAUCAACAGUUUUGUUUAUUAUUAACUUAAUUCUCUUAGACAGUUUUCAACUGCUGUACAUAAUGCUAUUUAAGGAAAAUAAAUAUCUGUGACAGCUUGAACCUGUACAGUGUAGAGGAGAUUGUGACCUGCUGAUGACUGCAUUUUUAAUACUAAUGUGAAAAAUAAAGUAUUUAUUACUUGG
Melanotaenia boesemani (Boeseman's rainbowfish) is the source of this 1083-nucleotide messenger RNA. It is a transcript of the gene emc10, whose product is annotated as ER membrane protein complex subunit 10. Lineage: Eukaryota; Metazoa; Chordata; Actinopteri; Atheriniformes; Melanotaeniidae. Bases 36 to 785 code for a protein of 249 amino acids. Gene Ontology annotation, cellular component: EMC complex. The record is from RefSeq and is a predicted model, not a curated record. The transcript is spliced from 8 exons.